ACCAGAUUGAGAAAGUGGUGUGCCAAAGUGACUUCGAACAAGGCGUUCGAUUACACGAUCCUCUUCUUCAUUACGCUGAACUGCAUCACCCUAGCCAUGGAGAGGCCUGACAUCCCGAAUGACAGUGCCGAACGACAGUUCUUAACGAUUUCAAACUACAUAUUCACGUUUAUAUUUCUUGUCGAAAUGAUUGCCAAGGUAACUGCAAAGAGUCUCCUGAUCGGAAGGCACGCGUAUUUAAAGAGUGGCUGGAAUGUUAUGGAUGGGAUCCUGGUGGCGAUAUCUCUAUUCGAUGUUGGUGUGACCAUCAUUGACAGCAGUAGUAGGCAUAGUUUUGGCAUCUUGAGGGUUUUUAGACUGCUACGAACUUUAAGACCUCUGAGGGUUAUCAGUAGGGCACCGGGUCUUAAAUUGGUGGUCCAAACCCUGCUAUCCUCUCUGAGGCCAAUCGGAAACAUUGUACUCAUAUGUUGCACAUUUUUUGUCAUCUUUGGCAUACUCGGCGUCCAAUUAUUCAAGGGAACAUUCUACCACUGCGAGGGCCCUGACAUAAAUGACGUCAUCAACAAGACGGACUGUAUGAACAAGGGCCAGCCCUAUCGGUGGAUUAAUGCCAAAUAUAAUUUUGAUAACUUGGGGCAGGCGUUAAUGGCCCUGUUCGUGUUGGCCUCGAAGGACGGCUGGGUCAACAUCAUGUACACUGGCUUGGACGCCGUCGGGGUUGAUCUCCAGGUAAUCGUAAUUAUCAUAAUUUAUGCUAAUUAUUGCUCUAUAUUUUUACUUUAUAUUAUAAUAAUUUAUUCAUAA
Helobdella robusta is the source of this 807-nucleotide messenger RNA. RefSeq lists its product as hypothetical. NCBI's taxonomy places the organism in Eukaryota, Metazoa, Annelida, Clitellata, Rhynchobdellida, Glossiphoniidae. The annotation marks the transcript as partial. The record is from RefSeq and is a predicted model, not a curated record. Gene Ontology annotation, biological process: sodium ion transmembrane transport; membrane depolarization during action potential; calcium ion import. Gene Ontology annotation, molecular function: low voltage-gated calcium channel activity; voltage-gated sodium channel activity. Gene Ontology annotation, cellular component: plasma membrane; voltage-gated sodium channel complex; neuron projection. The transcript has 6 exons.